Molecule: messenger RNA, 2529 nt
Organism: Odocoileus virginianus texanus
Lineage: Eukaryota; Metazoa; Chordata; Mammalia; Artiodactyla; Cervidae
Gene: SLC34A1
Product: solute carrier family 34 member 1
Biological process (GO): sodium-dependent phosphate transport; intracellular phosphate ion homeostasis
Cellular component (GO): apical plasma membrane; brush border; vesicle
Molecular function (GO): sodium:phosphate symporter activity
Source: RefSeq, a predicted model, not a curated record
UAGGGACUUUGCCCUUGACCCAAAGGUAUAAAGAGAAGGUCCCAGCUUCUCCUCAGGCUCCUAGGGCUUCCCUGAGCUGCUGGGCAGGAGCUGAAACACAGAACACUAAGGCUCACAGCGUGCACCUGAGAUGAUGUCCUAUGGAGAGAAGCUGGGGGGCCGGGCUGUCUCCCCACUCCCAGUUCGUGGGGGGCACAUGAUGCAUGGAGCGGCCUUUGCCUAUGUGCCUAGCCCACAGGUCUUGCACAGGAUUCCAGGGACCUCAGCCUACGGCUUCCCCAGCGUGGGCCCUGUGGCCCUCCCAGAGCGUGGCUGCCCCUACGGGGAGGUUGUGGAGCGCCACGACCCACUGCCUGCCAAGCUGGCCCUGGAGGAUGAGCGGAAGCCAGAACCUGGACUGGCCCAGAAACUGCACCGGGCUGGCGUGACACUCCUCAAGGUUCCGCUGAUGCUUUCCUUCCUCUAUCUCUUCGUCUGCUCCCUGGAUGUGCUCAGCUCGGCUUUCCAGCUGGCUGGAGGGAAGGUGGCGGGCGACAUCUUCAAGGACAACGCCAUCCUGUCCAACCCGGUGGCGGGCCUGGUGGUGGGGAUCCUGGUGACUGUGCUGGUACAGAGCUCCAGCACCUCCACGUCCAUUGUGGUCAGCAUGGUUUCCUCUGGCUUGCUGGAGGUGAGCUCUGCCAUCCCCAUCAUCAUGGGCUCCAACAUCGGCACCUCUGUCACCAACACCAUCGUGGCUCUGAUGCAGGCGGGGGACAGAACUGACUUCCGGCGGGCUUUCGCGGGGGCCACCAUACACGACUGCUUUAACUGGUUGUCAGUUCUGGUGCUGCUGCCCCUGGAGGCUGCCACAGGGUACCUGCACCACAUCACUCGACUUGUGGUGGCCUCCUUCAACAUUCGCGGCGGCCGCGAUGCCCCUGACCUGCUCAAGAUCAUCACAGAGCCCUUCACUAAGCUCAUCAUCCAGCUGGACAAGUCUGUGAUUACCAGCCUUGCCUCCGGGGACGAGUCCCUGAGAAAUCACAGCCUCAUCCGUGUCUGGUGUCACCCAGAUCCCACAGAGGUUCCCACUCCUAUGCCCAGGGCAGAGGCCAACACCAGCCGGAUGGUCAGAAAUGCCACCCUGGAGAAGUGCAACCACAUCUUUGUGGACACGGGGCUGCCUGACCUGGCUGUGGGGCUCAUCCUGCUGGCUGGCUCCCUGGCCCUCCUGUGCACCUGUCUCAUCCUCCUUGUCAAGAUGCUCAACUCUCUGCUCAAGGGCCAGGUGGCCAAGGUCAUUCAGAAGGUCAUCAACACUGACUUUCCCAGCCCCUUCACCUGGGCCACAGGCUACUUUGCCAUGGUGGUAGGGGCCAGCAUGACCUUUGUCGUCCAGAGCAGCUCUGUGUUCACCUCAGCCAUCACCCCACUCAUCGGCCUCGGUGUGAUCAGCAUUGAGCGCGCCUACCCGCUCACCCUGGGCUCCAACAUCGGUACCACCACCACGGCCAUACUGGCUGCCCUGGCCAGCCCCCGGGAGAAGCUGUCCAGCGCUUUCCAGAUUGCCCUCUGCCACUUCUUCUUCAACAUCUCUGGCAUCCUGCUGUGGUACCCCGUGCCCUGCACGCGCCUGCCUAUCCGCAUGGCCAAGGCUUUGGGCAAACGCACGGCCAAGUAUCGCUGGUUCGCCGUCCUCUACCUCCUCCUGUGCUUCCUGCUGCUGCCCUCGAUGGUGUUUGGGCUCUCCAUGGCAGGCUGGCGGGCAAUGGUAGGUGUGGGCGCACCCUUCGGGGCCCUGCUGGCCUUCGUGGUGCUUGUCAGCGCGCUGCAGAGUCGCAGCCCGGGGUGCCUGCCCAAGUGGCUGCAGACGUGGGACUUCCUGCCCCCAUGGAUGCACUCCCUGAAGCCCCUGGACCGCCUCAUCACCCGCGCCACCUUGUGCUGCGCCAGGCCCGAGCCCCGCUCACCCCCACUGCCCGCCAGGGUCUUCCUGGAGGAACUUCCCCCUGCCACACCCUCCCCCCGCCUUGCCAUGCCCCAUCACCACAACGCCACCCGUCUCUAGGCUCCAGCCCAGAUGGCUGCCUGGAGCCAGAAGGGGCCUGUGUCUGAGAUGCCCAGGGUGCAAGGGCAGAGGGGUGUGUCUGGGCAUGCGCCAGUGCUUGUAUAGGUCCUGGGAGGUCUCGGCUGGUGCGGCUGAGAGUGUGUAUGUGCACAUGUGGGGGCCGCAUGCCAACUGCAAGGUAUCUGGGUAUGAUUGUGAGUCCUUUGCAUAUGUAUUUGGAAGCCUGAACUUGUGUCCCUGUGUACACGCAACUCUGACUGGGCUGGGUGGGAGUAAGGGUGAGUCCUUGUAUGUGACCUACAGCUGUUUGCUGGGGCAUAGAUGUGGGUGCCUGAGUCACUGCCUGAAUUCUCACCCCCUCCCUGCCACCUUCCUUCCUCCAUGAUACCAUUCUCCUCAUCCUCACCCAGGGUUCCUGCAUCUCCACUACAAGCCCCUUCCUAACACUGCCUCAUUAAAAAGAAAAGAAAGAAAUGAAA